AUGGCACCUAAAAAAACCAAGUAUGUCACCCUAAAACUGAGUCGUGAACAGCUUGAACAAUUUCCUGAUCUCACAGCACAUUUCUACGACAAAAAAAGAAAACAAACAUUAAAUGAAGAACCUAUUAAACGGCUCAAACUAAAGCUAAAUCCAGCAGCAUCUGAGACGCCGGUGACGCCAUUAGAACCAGUCUCCCGAGAAUCAUCGAUGAAACCAUCUGAUUCAGUUAUAUCGACAAACACAAGUCAGAAUGUAAAUAAUUUAGCAAAACUGUCUUCUAACAUCAGGGUUGGUGUGAGUGGAUUAAGUAUGAACCCCUCAAUUUUCCGUGAGAUAGACAAAUCUAAAAACAAGCCGGGCCAAUGGGAAAAAUAUGGAAAGGAAGACUUCCCAGAGGAAGUUCAAAGUAUGAAAGACGUCAGGGGAUAUAAAGAACAUCCCUUGAAGGCAGGUUUGGUAGAUACAAUUUCAAAGGCCCAUCAGGAAGGUCGAAGAGUUGUUAGAAGUUUCAGUGGGUAUUUAAUGAUAUGGCCAAGCUGGCACAAAGUUAAGGAAGGGAAUUUAGUCAAACACGCAGAGUAUGCUACUGAAAAACCUACAAGUAAGGCUGGUGGUAAGGGUGGUAAGGGAGCAACGAGUUCAAAGACUAGUGUGGGGCCAGAAUCUAGCUCCUUAGAAAAAGAGGCAUCCGAAACACCAGUCGAACUGAAAAGCGAUGUAUGA
Molecule: messenger RNA, 723 nt
Organism: Pichia kudriavzevii
Lineage: Eukaryota; Fungi; Ascomycota; Pichiomycetes; Pichiales; Pichiaceae
Exons: 1
Coding region: 1-723 (240 amino acids)
Source: RefSeq, a predicted model, not a curated record